AUGUCGAAAAAGCAAGAAGAUAAAGCAAAUAAAGAAUCCACACAAAAUGAAGAUGAUAUACCAAAACCUCAAUCGACUAAAUUGACAAAAGACAAUGAAAAACAAGAUGAAAAUAAUGAAAAUGAACGCAGCCUUGAAGACAUUGAAAAAGAACUAGAUAAACUUCGUCCAAAACCACCAUCACCUAAGACACAACAUCGAAUUGAAAAAGAAGAAGAAAAAAAAGAUCAUGAAAUGAAUAUGCAUCAAACACAUAAAGAAGAACCUUCGCCACAACCUAACACAACGAACAACGAUGAAAAUGAAACUCAACAUAAAGACACUGAAUUAAAACCUGGUGAACCUGAUCCAACAGUUAAUGAUAAUGUUAAAAUUCCAGUAUUGAAUGACAGUGGUGCUAUUGAAUUAAAACCACAGCAAGGUAGUAAAUUAAACAAACAUUAA
Messenger RNA from Rotaria sp. Silwood1, 444 nucleotides. The record is from the annotation of a GenBank genome assembly. Lineage: Eukaryota; Metazoa; Rotifera; Eurotatoria; Philodinida; Philodinidae.